Molecule: messenger RNA, 2053 nt
Organism: Anopheles aquasalis
Lineage: Eukaryota; Metazoa; Arthropoda; Insecta; Diptera; Culicidae
Product: F-box/LRR-repeat protein 2-like
Biological process (GO): SCF-dependent proteasomal ubiquitin-dependent protein catabolic process
Cellular component (GO): SCF ubiquitin ligase complex
Molecular function (GO): protein binding
Source: RefSeq, a predicted model, not a curated record
AACGCCAGGACAGUGAUAAGAGUGACUUUCACCGAUCCGUUUGUUCGCGUUCCGAGUUCCGCAUUACCAGUCAAGAUGCAGAUGUCUAUCGAGAGUUGGUUCAAUCUGCAUUACUAUGGAUUCGGCCAAGAGGGAGCCUUAGCUAGCGAGGAGGAAGAAGAGGACGAUGAAGACGAGGAUGAUUAUCAGCUGCAGGCCGAACCGGUGGAAGAGAUCGAUGAUCGAGAAUUUCCCUUUCACGAUGAUGUGUUUUACAUUAACCUGAAAGGAGCACGAGUGCGGACAGGAUUCGACAACUUACCAACGGAGAUUCUUAUCAAUGUGUUUCGAUUUCUGAACACAUUCGAUCGCAAUUCGGCGGCACUCACAUGCAAACGGUGGUUCGAGGUUAUGCGGUACCGAGAUUUCCUCGAUGAGGUGUGUUUUCACUUCGAGGAGGUUAGCAUCUGCGAUGGUGCGCCACCGAUCGAAACGUUUCUGCGAAGCUUUCGUCACUUUAGCAAUAUCAAGCUGACGAAGGUGCAGUUCAAUGGUUACUGCGAGUUUUGGGACCUGUUCGGGGAGCAUAUCCGUGAGAUCACGUUCGCAAACUGUGCCAACAUUACAAAGUCCCGGCUGACGAUGAUCCUGAAACGGUUACCGUUUCUCGAGUGUCUUGCGCUGGAGGAGUGUGAUGAGCUGUUCAAGAGCUGGACACCGGUGGAUAAAAAGCGUAUCGAGCCGGUUUGCCGGUGUCUGCGCAAGCUGGCACUUCGCAAGAGCAGUGCCUUUACCGUCGAUCAUCUUGACUAUCUGAUCGCGAUGGGACCGAACAUUGCCUCACUGGAAAUCUCAAAGUGUUUGAAGCAGAUCGAUGCACCAACACGUGUCAAGAUACUGACCUGCAUACUGGCGAUAAUGGAGCGACGCAAGAAGAAACUGCGCGCGGUUGACUUUAGCUACACGAUGUACGAUGAUCUGUUCUUGAAACAGUUCGCCGAAAUCGAGGACAUGACGUUGAGCCAGAUAAGUCUUUCGUUUUUCGAGCGAGCACCCAUCAAGGAACCGGGCAUCAUCGAUAUUCUGCGGUGCCACACGAACAUCGUUCAUUUGGAUCUUUCGUCGUUCUUGAAUCUGACCGAUUUCGCUCUGAUCGAGAUCACCAGCUCACUCUAUUUGCUCAAGACGCUCAAGCUGAAUGGGUGCUGGCUGUUGACGGACUUUGGAGUGGAAUCAAUCUACAAGCUGGACCGGCUGCAAGUGCUCGAUCUUUCGGAUUGCGACAAAAUCAGCGAUCGUGGGUUUAUGAAAGCCAUCGUUGAUCGACGGCGUGACUGUAUGUGCCAGCUGUACCUGAGCAUGCUGCCGGGACUAACGGACAGUGUCAUUCUGAAGAUUUGCCUCACACUGUUGAACCUCACCGUGAUCGAUUUCUGCGGGUCCGACUGUAUGAACGACACGUCGGUACAGUUCCUUUUCUGUUAUCUCAAAUGUCUUCGCGUGCUUCGACUCAAUGGAUGCGUAAAGAUAUCGGAUGCAGGAUUGACGGGGGAAAACCUUCCGGUGGCGGCGAUCGAGAUUUGGGAUGCGCAGACCACUUUUUCAGUCUCGGAGCUACACAGCCUGCAAGAGCUGCAGCUAUCCGGAUGUUACAAAGUGACCGACUUUGCGCUUGUGCACUCGUUCAAGUUCCGGGAGCUACGGGAACUCAACCUUGCUCAUUGUGUCCAGAUCACCGAGCUAGGAAUCGAAGCGAUGUCGUUGAACUGUCCCGCACUGGAAUCGAUCGAUUUGAGCGAUUGUUUCCAUGUGAAUGAUCGAGCUGUGGAAGCUUUAUCGAAAAAUCUGCAAAGAUUGCGCAUCCUCAAGCUCGUCCGCUUACCACUGCUGACCGGCGCAAGCAUAGAUUCCCUUGUGUGCAACUGCAAGAUGCUACGAUAUUUGUACAUCCGAGGGUGCAACAAGCUGCCCAAGGAUUCGGGUGAUCGAUUGAAGAAGAUUCCCACCCUGCGCAACGUUCCCAAGUGUUAGUGUGAAGCCCUCGCGCCCCUAAUAGAGUUCGACAAUAAACAUU